Molecule: messenger RNA, 1254 nt
Organism: Insectozyma verbasci
Lineage: Eukaryota; Fungi; Ascomycota; Pichiomycetes; Serinales; Debaryomycetaceae
Source: the annotation of a GenBank genome assembly
AUGAUUGCGUUUGAAAAUUAUUUUUCAAUUCAGGUAUUUUUCAUCAUUCUAAGAGAAACUUUAGAAACUGCUAUAAUUAUAUCUGUAUUGUUAUCAUUUAUAAAUCAAAGAUCUCAUACAAAACAGACUACAAAUGCUGUUGACAAUAAUUUAGAUAAAGUUCAAAAAAGUUUGAAAUUUCAAGUUUGGUUCGGUGCUAUACUUGGUCUUUUAAUUUGUUUUAUCAUUGGUCUUUUGUUUAUUCUUGUAUUUUAUUUUAUAGGUAAAGAUUAUUGGUCAUAUACUGAAAGAUUAUGGGAAGGUAUAUUUUCAAUAUUAUCAAGUUUAAUUAUUACCAUAAUGGGUAUUGGAUUAUUAAGAAUUAAUAAAGUUAUGAAAUUAAAAUGGUGGAUUAAAUUAGGCGAUGCUUAUGAUGAUCAAGCUAUAAAUGAAGAAGGAGAAGAAGAAAUUGCAAAAUUAGCAGAUGAAGAAGAUCAACCUGAAAAUUACGGAGGCACUAGAUCUAGUUCUGAAAGUGAAAGUAUUCCAUUAACUUCAACUAAUAAUAGAAUUAAACAUAAGGUUAAAAAACAUAAAUCUGGAUUUAGUAAAAAAUAUUUCCUUGCUAUAUUACCUUUAAUAACUACAUUACGUGAAGGUUUAGAAGCUGUUGUUUUCAUUGGUGGAAUAGGUAUGUCACAACCAUUAACCUCAAUACCACUUUCAAUAAUUUGUGGUAUAAGUUUUGGCUCAAUUAUCGGUUAUAUUUUAUAUAAAGGUGGUAAUAAAUUAUCAUUACAAUAUUUUUUAAUAUUUUCAAAUUGUGUUUUAUAUAUUGUAAGUGCUGGUUUAAUAAGUCGAGGUGUUUGGUUUUUAGAAUUGGAAUCAUUUGUACGUAAAUGUGGUGGAUUAGAUAUUAGUGAAACUGGUUCAGGUCCUGGUUCAUAUGAUAUUUCAAAUACUAUAUGGCAUGUAAAUUGUUGUAAUGGAUUAACUGAUGGUUGGUGGAUGGUUUUAAAUGCAAUGGUAGGAUGGACAAAUACGGCAACUUAUGGAAGUGUAAUUGCCUACAUUUUAUAUUGGACGUUUGUUAUAAUAUGGUUAAGAUUAAAAUUAUAUGAAGAAAAACAUGGAAUACUACCUAUAAUACCUAUAACUUGGCAAUUGAAAAGAAUUCGUAAAAUAGUUAGAUUAUAUGAAUUAAGAUGUAAUCAAGAUAGAACACCAGAGCAAAAUGAAUUAGAAGCAGAGGCACAAGGAUUAUUAAAUACAUGA